AUGAGCUUUUGUAACCAGCCCGGGGCUACCCAUGAAUAUAUCUAUGAAAAUAUAACUGAUGAAGAAGAUGAAAUUGAUAUUAUGGGAGACGAUGAAGAUGAUGACUGUGGUCUCCAGCGCCACUACUACCUCCAGGAAGGCUCCUCAGAUCAAGAGGUUGGCGAGUUGACGCCUUCAAAGGGCUUAUGUGGGGAGACAGAAAGUGACUCUUCUGGAGAAAAUGAGGGAAGUGAUGCCAAGGAGAUGGUAUCACCAGGGGGCAAAUCAAAGAGGAGCCUGGUGAAGCCUCCAUACUCAUACAUCGCCCUAAUCACCAUGGCUAUCCUACAGAGCCCGCACAAGAAGCUGACUCUCAGUGGGAUCUGUGACUUUAUUAGCAAUAAGUUUCCUUAUUACAAGAACAAAUUUCCAGCCUGGCAAAACUCAAUUAGACACAACCUUUCUCUUAAUGACUGUUUUGUCAAGAUUCCCAGGGAACCGGGCAACCCAGGAAAGGGUAAUUACUGGACACUGGACCCGGCAUCAGAGGAUAUGUUUGAUAACGGGAGCUUCCUCAGAAGAAGGAAAAGGUUUAAACGACACCCAUCAGAGUUUUUAAAGGAUGGCGUACUGUUGUAUCCAACUUUCCCUUGCUACAGACCCUACAGAGCUGUGCAAUCUCAGCCUUUGGUACAAACUAAUCCAUUGACUUGCAUGGCAUUGCCAGAGCGCUUGGUGAUUCCUGGUCAUGGUUCUUAUCAGGAAAUGCUGCAAAGGACCUUGCCCUGUGCUCCCCAAAGCAUGCCCAAGCCCCAGGCUACCCCUACAUACACCUCUCAGACCGCAAAGUGCUCAUUCAGCAUUGAGAAUCUCAUAGGGAAGCCCAUGGCGACAGAGACUGUGACUCCCAGAUUCCCCUUAUCUUGGGACUACAGCCAAUUCUUACAAAGAUCAGCUUCCUCCUUGCUGCCAGCUGUUCUUAACAUAGGAUCUUUAGUAACCUCAUAUGGUUCUACUCAAUAUUGUCAGAUGCCACUACCUGGGACAUACUGA
This is a messenger RNA of Bombina bombina (fire-bellied toad), 1032 nucleotides long. RefSeq names its product forkhead box protein D5-B-like. The transcript has a single exon. Gene Ontology annotation, molecular function: DNA-binding transcription factor activity, RNA polymerase II-specific; RNA polymerase II cis-regulatory region sequence-specific DNA binding. The record is from RefSeq and is a predicted model, not a curated record. Bases 1 to 1032 code for a protein of 343 amino acids. Gene Ontology annotation, biological process: anatomical structure morphogenesis; regulation of transcription by RNA polymerase II; cell differentiation. NCBI's taxonomy places the organism in Eukaryota, Metazoa, Chordata, Amphibia, Anura, Bombinatoridae.